Molecule: messenger RNA, 2505 nt
Organism: Stereum hirsutum FP-91666 SS1
Lineage: Eukaryota; Fungi; Basidiomycota; Agaricomycetes; Russulales; Stereaceae
Exons: 2
Coding region: 1-2505 (834 amino acids)
Source: RefSeq, a predicted model, not a curated record
AUGAGGUUUGAGAGGCCGGUUAGGGCGCCGCUUUAUGAUGGGGAUGAGGAUGAGGAGGGGGUGGGGGUGGGGGUGGGGGUGGGGGUGGGUUCUGGUGGGGUGACGAGGGAGUUGGGGGGAAUGGGGGAGAUGGGUGGGAUGGGUGGGCAGGAGGGGGAGAUGAAAGAGUUGAGGCCGGGAUCGUAUUUACGAGGCGGCGAGGGACAUCCGUCUCACAUAAGCGGUUCCGGUCUUGGUGGUGCGAGCGCAGAGGGACAGCAUCUGAGUGGGCUCAGCGCGGGGUAUUGGGCGCUUUCGCCGUCGGCUGUAGAGGUAGAGGCGGGGUACGAGGAUGUGGAUCUGGGAGAGGUGGAGGAGGGUUCUGGGGCGGGUGUUGGUAUGGGUACGGGAGCUGGUUUGGGUGUCGGUGUUGGUAUGGGCGCGGGAAUGGGUAUGGGGGCAGGACAUGAAAGAGAAAGAGAAGGCGACGGCGAGGAUCUAGGAAGCCCACAUCCCGGCACUAGCACCAGCACCAGCGCGUAUUACGGCGACCCGAAUUUCGCGGCAGGUUCUGGUAGAGUCUCGGACGCGGAACUGCUCAUGCACCCUCACUCCCACCCCCAGCACCACAACAACAUCCCAGCGUCGCAGAGACCACUAUCGAAGAGCGGACCCGGCCUCGAUCCCGCGCUGUGGAUCUCGAGUUCGAGUGCGGCUCAUGCACAUGGGAGGCCAGAGUCGGAGUCGGUGUAUGCGCCUACGCCGACGAGUGCCGCGUUCGGUGUCAUAGGUGGUGGUACAAUUCCAAGUGCAAGUGGUGGUGGUGGAGGAGGAGGAGGAGGAGGAGGCUCAUCGUCCCAAGGACACUCGAGCGGACAUGGACACGGACACGGGAGACUCGAACCUACCAGAUUCGGUACCGCUUCUUCCUCAGGACACGAUCAUCUCGGCGCCCCCUCUGGCGGUGGUGGGUUAUCCUCACACCUGAGCCACGGAGGACACGGACAGGGUGGUGGAGGAGGUGGUGGAAUGUUCUCGAGCGACAAGGGGAUGUUCUCGAGCGACAAGGGAAUGUUCUCGAGCGACAAGGGAAUGUUCUCAAGCGACAGCGGCGAAGACAUCGGCUAUCGCUCCAACAGCUCGAACUACCAUUCCCAUUCCGGGCGAACAUCGUACAGCCCCGCGCCGCCGUCGCCGAGCGCGGUGAGAAGGAUAUUGUUGCCGCCACGGAAAGAUACGAGUGGGAGUUCGGGGCUGGGGAGUUCGGAGUCGCAUGGGAGUCAGGGGGGGUUGCUUGGUGGGUAUGGGAGUGUGGGCAGAGGGGGUGAAGGAGGAGGAGGUGGUGGGGGGUUGUUGUCGACGUUAAAGUUGAAGACCUCGUUCAAGGGCAAUAAGUCGAAGCGAUCGUCGUCUUCGAGAGCCGUCAUGCCCCCUCCGUCCGCAUUCCACUCUGGAUCGAGCGGAGACCAUCACGGGUCCCCUACCGCUGUCGUCGCUGCCGCCGCCGCUUCUACCCCUCUCCCAUCCUCUCCUACGACACAAUCACCGUACGCGACGGUUUCGGAUCGUGCGGGAACUCCUGCCUCGAAACGCAAAUCGCUAACAAGUAAAUGGCGAGGCUCCUCCAGCGACGAAGGCUUCAACGCAUCCGGAUCUACAGGCGGUGGCGGUGGCGAUAUCGGCGGUAGCGGGAAGACGAAAAAAGGAUCAGGCAAACGCUCCUCGUCCUCACACAAGAAGACGUCCUCCGCGCUGAACAACCUAACGAUCAAAAACUCGCUCCAGCCGACACAGACGCCCGUUCCGACGUUCUUUGAAGCGCCUGAAGGGGCGGCGAGAAGGGCGGCCAUGCCUGCGCCUGCACGUACACCUCCGUUACCGAGUCUUACACCACCACUUCUGCCUCAUAAGGCGUAUGUCUCGGGCGCAGGAUCGAUGCCGUAUCCCACAGGCACAGGCUCGAUGUCGACCUCCUCGAUGAACAUGACCACCCGCGCCCCGGCGCCGACGUUUGACUAUGCCCUCCCCGCGCCGCCACGGACGUUAUUCGCGCUGCAGGGCGAGGGGAUACUCACCCCUUCACCAGCGGAGACGACGGGGAGCGGGGGGACGGAGAUGAGGUCGAUUAGGGCGGAGGGGCUGUUGAGGCUUGGGAUGACGAUGGCGGAGCGGGGUAGGCUGCAUGCGGCUGGAUUUGGUGAGGGGUAUGGGUAUGGGGAGGGAGAGGGAGAGGACGGAGGGCAGUGGAGUGGUGCGGAGGGAGAGGGAGAGGGAGAGGGGGGAGAGGGAGGGAUUUGGCAUGGACAUGAGGGAUGGGGGAGGGCGGUGGAGAGCGUUGCGGCGUUGAGUUUGAGGGACGAUGUGGAUUAUUCGAGGCCUGUUGCUGCCAGGAUGUACAGCCAGACGACGCUCGACUCGGAGCAUUCGCAAGGGAGCCACCAGCCGCCUGACGUGCCGUACCAUUCACAUCCCCAUCCUCAUACAGGCCUCCACCAAGUCUCCACCAGCGACGCGUCUGCAUCGUGA